AAGCAAAAUCAUUUUGCCAAAAUGGGCAACAUCGAAGACCGUUUGGCCGAGCUAGGCCACGAACUUCCUCCUGCGGGCGCCCCCAAGGGCAACUACGUCAACGUCGUGCGCACCGGGGACUACAUCUAUACUGCUGGCCACCUGCCCGUGACGGCUGCGGGGGAGCUGAUUACUGGCAAACUGGGCAAGGACUUGACCGCGGAGGAAGGGUACGCAGCCGCACAACGUGUUGCUUUGGCUCUGCUGGCCACGCUCAAGAAGGAACUGGGUGAGCUGGACCACAUCAAGCGCGUCGUUAAGCUCACAGGCUUCGUCAACUGCGUGGACACGUUUACGGCCCAGCCCAGUGUGAUCAACGGCGCAUCGGACGCCGUGUUCGCUAUCUUCGGAGACAAAGGCAAGCACGCACGUUCUGCUGUGGGCACCAACGCUCUACCGCUCAACGUAGCGGUGGAAAUUGAGGCCAUCGUGGAAGUGGAGACUGGCGCGCCCUCGCUCUCGUAGACUAAUGAAGCUAAAUUCCCCUCCCUUGUAUAAUACAGGGCAGCGAAGUAACA
This is a messenger RNA of Phytophthora infestans T30-4, 557 nucleotides long. Its product is annotated as endoribonuclease L-PSP, putative. NCBI's taxonomy places the organism in Eukaryota, Oomycota, Peronosporomycetes, Peronosporales, Peronosporaceae. Bases 22 to 504 code for a protein of 160 amino acids. The transcript has 3 exons. The record is from RefSeq and is a predicted model, not a curated record.